AUGACACUAUUUUACUCAACAUCAACUUGUGACAUAGCAAUGAAACUCUUACACUCAGCACCAACAGGUGGCAUAGCCAUGACACUCAAUGGAAUGACACCAUUAAUGUGGGCCGCUGUGGGAGGACACCUGGAGGUGGUGAUGUACCUGGUCACUCACGGCAGCCAGCUAGAGGCCAAAGACUGGUUGAUAGGAAAGACACCAUUAAUGACGGCGGCUGUGUGGGGACACCUGGAGGUGGUGAUGUACCUUAUUACUCAGGGCAGUCAGUUAGACGCUACAUCCAGGGUUGGAUACACAGCUUUACAUUAUGCUGCUAGGAAUAGAUGGAUUGAUGUAACAAAAUGGUUAAUAGAUCAAGGAUGCAGUCCUUGGAUGAAAACAAAACAGGGUGAGACUCCUUGUGAUGUGGUAACAAUGGAAAGAUGUGAUGAUUCUGAAGAGAAAAAGAAAAAGAAAGAAGUGAUGGACUUCCUUAAGACUGUCAUGUUAAAGACUCCAGAAGGAAGUUAUAACGCCAUGGAUGUUGUUUACAAUAAGGUUUUAAUGACUUCAAGAGACGAAAAGGAGACAAAUUCAAGUGAAAAGUUAGACCAACAUCAAGCAUCAGAUAUUAGUCCUGCUGGAAGUAAAUACGAUGACAUGGGUAAUCCAGGUGUCCUACAGCAAUCACAAGCUAUGGCAUUGCCUCUGCCAUCAAACACAUCAGAUACUAUCUCUAACCAACCCCCAUCAGCCAUACCUUUAUCACCAGAGACGUCCUCCAUUGUGCCUCUAUCACGACAGCAGUUGAAACAGAAAAUGAAAGCAAAGAUGACUAUAGAUGAAAUCAGAAGAAAAAUGGAAAAAGUCCUAAAGAGUGGAAAGUACAAGAUGAAAGUUGGAAGACUCAUCUUCUGGGAUUUUGGUGGACAGUAUGUUUAUUAUACAACACACCAGACCUUCAUGACCUAUAGAGCUUUGUUUCUUGUUGUUUUUGAUGGAAGCAAAGGAUUACAUGAGCAGGUGCCUGAUGUCUUGUGUUUUCCAGGGCAGCAUAUGACUCCAACCCCAGCAGUAUUUUUACAACACUGGGUAAACUGUAUCCUUACCUAUUGUAAGGUUGUAUAUACAGGUAUUCCAAAGAUUUUGUUUGUUGCUACUCAUAAAGACAAAGUACCAAAGGAAGAUAUUGAAACACGGCGUGCCGAGUUAUAUAGUGGAGUAGAAGAGUUAUUUAAAGACCAUGAAGGACGAGGACAUCUGGUCAUCGAUAACCAAAUAUUUGUCAAUGCCACAGACAAAACAGAUCCGGAGAUCGAUGUUCUUAAGAAAGCAAUCACAGAUCUUACCUUUCAACAUCCAUGUUGGGGAGAGUCAAUGCCCAAUGCCUCUGUUCCUCUUGAACUUGAGAUUGCUAAUUUGGUAGUAAAGGGGAAACAAGUAUUGUCAUUGAGAGAAGUAGAAGAAUUGAAUUCCAUUAGCAAGGUGUCCGUCUUAUCAAAUGAAGAGCUGAGAGAUUUUCUACAAUUUCACCACUCACUGGGGAAAUUAGUCUAUUUUGAUACCCCACAGUUGAAAGGUUAUGUGAUCAUCAGUCCGCUGCUUCUAGUCGAAGUGAUGAGAUCCUUUGUUACAGAUAUUGCCUUCUGGCCAAAGAAAGGCCUUAUUAGAAAUACUUUCGAAAAGAUGUCAGGAAGUGGAAUAAUACAAAGAAAAGAUCUGUAUCUUAUUUGGGAACAAAAGCAUUUCAAUAAGAUAUCACCCUACAAAGAGUUCAUAUUUGAUAUGCUUAUCCACCUUGAUAUUCUAUCAGAGCAGCGUAGAUAUGAUACUAAUACGGGAAGUCGGUUACCAGUGGAAAACUUCUUUGUUCCCUGUAUGCUCACUCAAAGAAAUGACACAAGAUUCAUGACCCAUGAAUGCACACCAGAGAAAGCCAUCAGUCUAGCUUUUGUUUUCAAAGGGACAAUCAUACCACCAGCCUUACCGAAUCGUCUCAUUAGCGCAUGUCUCAGUAUGUGGACUGUGAAGACUUAUGAAGGAAAACAACUCUUGUUUUCAGGGUUCAUUGGAUUAUCAUUCGAUAAAGCACAUACUAUUGUUGUCUGUGUUGAAGGCAACAAGAUAUUUCUCUACAUAGUCCAUGACACCUCCAAUGGACUGAUAGUACCAGAUAUAGCCACUGGUAUCAAGGAAUGUAUGUUUACAACAUUAGAGAGAAUAUCAGAGUUCUAUAAGUCCACAGUCCAGGCCACAUCUAUCAGCCAAAAACUACCCUUCCACAUUGAAUAUGCAUGCUCCAGGUUAGAAUGCCAUAUCCCAGAAGAGGCAGCAUUCACUACUGAUGAAUGGAUCUGUCAUAAACAUACGAUUGUACAUACUAAAGACAAGUGGAAUAUUUGGAAUCAAGAUCAGGAAAAAGAACAAUGUGAAGAGGACUGUCCAGGUUUACAUGAAGAUGCAUUGAUCCAGAUUCCAAGUGAUAUUGAACUACAGAGAUUUUCAUCGAGAUUUGACGAAACCACAAUACGAGAAUUGGCCAUACAUCUUGGAAUGGCUUUACAAGAAUGGGAUGAUCUUAAAAGUAAUAAUCCUAGAUGUGUUCAGAUUGUCAAGUAUAGGAUACUGGUCAACUGGAGAGAAAAUUGUUCAGGAACUUUCAAGAAUAUGUGGAAUGCUUUAACAAAGAUGGAAUUAACUACUCAUAUGCUCUGCCAAGUUAAAAGAACCAGAAAUAGACAGUGUGAUUUCAAUGAUGAGUACUUGGAUUUAAUUCCAACAGAUGAAAUAUUAGAUAAGCUGGCACAAGUAAUUGGUGAAGUAUCCUUCCCACUUGGGAUAGAAUUAGGAUUACCUGUAACAUCAUUAGAUAUAAUCCAGUACAAAAAUGGAUUAAAUUUAGUGGCAGAAUGUAAGGAAAUAUUAUUCCAAUGGAGGGAAGAUCAGAAAGUGAAGCCCACUAUAAGUGUUUUGGUUCAAGCCUUGGUAAAUGUAGGGAGAGGUGCUAGAUGUUUGGAGGAAAUCAUUAAAACAGUUGGAGUAAAGGAAUAUAUUCCACUUGAGGAAGUUGAAGAGGAGAAACAAGGAAAAUUUAAAACAUUUCUGCAAAAACUAAAUCCUUUUCAAUAGCAGAAACAGUACAAAAACAUUCAGUUGGCAUGACUUUCAUUAUUCCCUUGUCUUGGUUUUAGUAUAAAAAAAUAUGGACCACCAUUUCAUUGACAUUGUUCUUUAUGUUGGCUCCACAUUCAACAGAUUCAAGAUAACUUAUCAUGGUUAAUUAGACUGUUCGAUUUAUACAGAAUAACACAACACAGUCAAAAUAAGUUUAUUAAAUUUUCAUUGGGUUCCACAUCAGUUAUUCAAAGCAUACAGUUAAUGAACAGUAUUAUGUUAUUAUGUCAGUCUUUGAUUAAAGUUUGAAGGUAAUCAAUGAAUUUGUCAAACGUGAAAUUUUGACAGAAGCAUUGUAAAGUGUUAAUAAUAAGAGUGAAAUUUUGAAAAAAAAAUCUAAAUUUAAUUUUUAUACGACCGCAAAAACUAUAAAAAAAUUUUGGUCGUAUAUAGGUAUGACGUUGGUGUCGUCGUUGUCGUCGUCUUUGUCGUCGUCGUCCUAAGACAUUUGGUUUUCGCACUCUAACUUAAGUAUAAGUAAAUAGAAAUCUUUGAAAUUUUAACACAAGGUUUAUGACCACAAAAGGAAUGUUGGGAUUGAUUUUGGGAGUU
This is a messenger RNA of Mytilus trossulus (common blue mussel), 3708 nucleotides long. RefSeq lists its product as uncharacterized. Bases 1 to 3111 code for a protein of 1036 amino acids. The record is from RefSeq and is a predicted model, not a curated record. The transcript has 14 exons. Gene Ontology annotation, biological process: signal transduction. Lineage: Eukaryota; Metazoa; Mollusca; Bivalvia; Mytilida; Mytilidae. Gene Ontology annotation, molecular function: protein binding.